CAAUAUUUGUAAUUUUGCUGGAUUAAUUAAAAUGUUUACAUGUUUUUGUUUGUAUAAUUCAAAUUAUUAGUGUAGAUUAUUGUUAUUCAGCCAUCAAUAUGUAAUAUCUAGUGAUUCAGUUCAUAUUUUACUAAGUAUUUAAUCAUUUACGAGUCUAGUAUUCACAAAUAACAAGGCUCUUCACAAGUGAUGCAGGAGUUACUAUAGUUAUUGUUUACAUUUACAUUACUGAUAAUUGAUGUGAUUGAUAUAAAAUUAUUUGAAAACUAUAAUGUCCAACGUCGAAGAUUUUAAUUGGCGCGAGUAUAUUGAAUAUGCUCGACAGCUUUCGACAGUCCAAUGCCGUUAUACUAAAGCUUUAGACUUGUAUCUUAUGGCUUUUGAAAAACAUCCAGAUGCAAAAUACAACUACGAAGAUGAAUUUCGUGUUCUCUUGAGUAAACUCAACGAAAUGUUGGCUUCUGCAAAUAAAACUGAUGAAAUAUUUAACAAUUUUUCUCGUGCGAAUGUCAUCUUCCCUGGAAACAUGUAUCUGAUGAAUGACCUAGGUAAAUACCUUUUUAAAUUUGGCUUCUAUUUGGAGGCUUGGAGUCAGUUUCAAAAGGCUUUAAUGGUUGAUGGCGCCUUUGUAAAUGCAGAAAAGAAUUUGAACUCUGUGAAAAACUGCCUAGUUGAAAGAUGGCAUUUUAGAAUGCUAAAUGACGACAUCAGAAAUGAUGCCUACCAUAGUAGUAUUAAGGAAAUUGUUAAAUCUGACGAUAUUGUUUUUGAUUUAGGCUCAGGAACUGGAUUACUCUCUUUAUAUGUUAGUGAAUGUAAACCCAAGUUCAUCACAGCUUGUGAUAGUUCAGAAGUAAUGGCUAACAUAUCUAAUCUUGUGCUUAGUGAUGCCGUAGACAAGGAUAAUAAAUAUUUAGUUAUAAAUAAAAAAUCAACUGAGUUGACUGAAAAUGUUAACAACAAAAAGCACACUAUAUUAGUAACAGAGUUGUUUGAUGCUGGUCUAUUUGGUGAACAUGUUUUGCCUGCCCUUUCACAUGCCUGGAAAAACUUUCUUCAUGUAGAUGCGAGAAUUAUUCCCUCAAUAGCUAAAUUUUACAUAAUAGGUGCACAAUGUAAAGAACUGAUGUCUAAAUAUCAAGUUUGUUCUUCUGUAAAAAAAAUUCUAAAUAUAUCUCCAUGGAAUAUUCAUGUUCUACAGAAUGAAGAUACAUAUGAUUGUGAGGAUAUAUACAUGUUUAAAAAUUUAAAAUAUAUGACAAAUUCUGAAUGUGUGCUGUCAGUAGAUUUUAACAAUGUAAAUAGUAUUGAUGAUAUCUUAGAAAACUCAGAACCAAUUAAUGUUGAGCUCACUCCCAGAGAGAGUGGAGAAGUUAAUUGUUAUAUUGGCUGGUUUAAUUUAAUAUUAUCAGGUGCACACACUCUAACAACAGAUCCUAGAUCAAGUGAUAGAGCUACUGCUUGGCAGCAGGCAAUCUUCUAUGACUUUUUACCAAAACAUGUUCAUAAAGGUGGUAAAUUUAAUUGUGAAUUUUCCUUUGGUAGUGGAAAAUUAUCACUGAUCCCAGAUUUAUCUGUAACAAGAAUAUCACCAGAGGCCAUAAGAUUUUUGAAUGACACUGAGUUAAUGAACAAUAUAAUGAACUGUUUGGGUCUAGUUUGUGUCUAUUUAGGACAAAUUAUGGAAAUAUCCACAAUGAGCAUCAUUGAUUUGUCUCCAUUUCCAAUGUUUGGGUUCCAAAUGUUGAAAAGAGGAGCCAAAUCUCUUGUUUGCUGGGCAAGAACUGAGUUGGAUCAACAAUUUAUAGAGGAGGUUUUCAAAAUAAAUAAAAUUGACUUAUCAAAAGUUACAUAUUUAAUUGGAGAUGACUGGGGUAAACAUAGUUUUGGUAAGAAAAAAUACCAUGCCAUUUUUUGCAUAAUGUUGGAACCAGGGGGUGAUAUUGACGAGUGGUUUUGGGAAAUAUGUCAGUAUUUAAAGCAAUCACACCUCUCAUCAGAAGGACUUUUUUUGCCACACAAAGUAUCUGUCAUAGCUCAGAUAGCACAAUGUAACUGGUUAAAUAUAACAAAUAGAGUUUAUGACGAAAAUGUGGGUUAUCCCCAAAUAUCUGAACACAUUAACAAAUUUCAAGUAUCACAGAACUUUGGCAUAGAUUAUUCACUCUUAGAUUACACAGCACUAACAAUGCCAGUGGAAUUGGGGGAUGUUUCAAAUAUGGUGGCAAAUGUUUUAAGUGUUCCAGUUGUAGAGAAUGGCGAUGCAAACUGCAUUCUAUGUUGGUAUAAUAUUGAGCUGUUGGAAGGCCUGGGAGAGAUGUCUACAAAAAGACCCUGUUGCUUCAUUGAUGGAACAGCUUUCUUAGCAAAUCCAUCAAUAUCAAUGAGGAAAGGUGAUGUUGCUAACAUUUUACACUGUGCAGAUCCUGAUGGUUCAUUAAAAAUGAUGAUUGAUCUUGAAGCUAUAGCAUAAAUUGUGUAUUUAUUUUUAAGAAAAUUUUGUUUUGUUCAUUGUAUUAUUGGUUCAGAAUUGCUUGACUAUAAUACGAUAGAUAAUCUGAUUGUAUAAAAUGUCAAUUGAAGAAUAAAAUAUGAUAUUAUU
Molecule: messenger RNA, 2602 nt
Organism: Leptidea sinapis
Lineage: Eukaryota; Metazoa; Arthropoda; Insecta; Lepidoptera; Pieridae
Product: protein arginine N-methyltransferase 9-like
Exons: 1
Coding region: 272-2473 (733 amino acids)
Biological process (GO): peptidyl-arginine methylation
Molecular function (GO): protein binding; protein-arginine omega-N monomethyltransferase activity
Source: RefSeq, a predicted model, not a curated record